Messenger RNA from Aedes aegypti (yellow fever mosquito), 1796 nucleotides. Its product is annotated as zinc finger protein 432-like. NCBI's taxonomy places the organism in Eukaryota, Metazoa, Arthropoda, Insecta, Diptera, Culicidae. Gene Ontology annotation, cellular component: nucleus. Gene Ontology annotation, biological process: regulation of transcription by RNA polymerase II. The transcript is spliced from 4 exons. The record is from RefSeq and is a predicted model, not a curated record. The coding region runs from base 76 to 1683 and encodes 535 amino acids. Gene Ontology annotation, molecular function: RNA polymerase II transcription regulatory region sequence-specific DNA binding; zinc ion binding; DNA-binding transcription factor activity, RNA polymerase II-specific.
UUCGUAAUGUAAAUAAAACAACUCAGUCAAAAGUUUGCAUGUUACGUUCCUGUUCAGCCGAUUUUACGUAAAAUAAUGGCCAACAACGUUGAUAUUUCCAUAAUUUCUACCACUGAACUCGAAAACCCCUUUGAAUGCGCCGACAUCAAGAGCGAACCGCCGGAUGACUUGAUACCGGAACCGGAAGUGGCUUUCCCGCACCUAUUGGACCACAGCACGGUCGAAGUCGCAGUGCAAACAACUCGCCGCAAGAUUAUGAGCCGUGGCGUGCAGGUGGAUUUGCAGCUGAUUCCCAAGGAAGCCCUGGGAACCGUUCAUUCCGGGAGCUUUGUGGAUGAACCGCUCGGACCGCUUCUGGCGAAAGAAGCUUUCGAGAAGCAGUGCCGCAUUUGCUUGAGGCAGCUGCCUAGUUCAAGCUUGGCCUAUAUCAUGUUUGCCCAAAAGACGAAAAUCCUGGCAGCCCUGGGGAUCAAGGUUUACCUAGGGGAUACUUAUCCGUUUAUUUGCCGGACCUGCGCCAAGCUGGUGGACAUGGUUUACGAUUUUAGGAACACUUGUUUGAGAGCGCGAAACAUGUUGGCAAACGAGCGGAAAUCUAUUCCGGGCAAGAGUUGGGACAGCGACGAGAAUCUGGAGGUUAUUGAAAGAUGUCGAAUUCUGCUCGAUUCCCACCGGAUGGACAUUGAUGCUGCAUAUGAGGAAUCGUCUACUUUUGGCAAAUCAGGGACAUCCGAGGAUGUUAAAGUUAAGCGGGAGUCAUUGACCAUGGUUAUGGUAGACCAUGUGGAAGAACCGGAACCGUUUAGCGAUGAGAUCGAUACUUUUCCCGCCGAAAUUAAGCGAUGCGGAAGUAGUCGAAUGAUGGCUUUGAAAGUUGAACCGGAUCUUUCGGAUCAAAGCGAAAGCCCUGAGGAAUAUAAUGGCGACGCAGAGGAUGACGUUUACCUUCCUCCGUCCGAAGAGGACCAUGCUCGUAGUCCGUCUCCACCUCCGAAAAAGAAGAGAAUCAGAAUAGUAACGAAACCGUACAAAAAGCGUCAGAAAAAGGAGAAGCAUCCGGAGCUUAGCGACGAGCUAUCAUUGGAAGAUGCCCAACAGGAGAAGAAACGUAGGAAAAAGACAAAAGAUCCAAAUCGGUCACGACGAGGAGCUCUGUGUGAUUUUUGUGGCGAGUGGGUUGAGUACCAUACCGUGGAAAGCCAUCAGAACCAGCAUUUGGGCCUUAAACCGUACGCUUGUCAAAUGGCAGAUUGCAACAUGUCCUUCUACUGCCGGAAUUUGCUAAUGAAGCACAUCCGAAGACAGCACAAUGCAGACGGCCCCGAGUAUCAGUAUUGCGAUAUUUGCAAACAACGAAUAAAAGGACCAAAAGCGGCACUGACCAAGCAUCAGAGGAUCCAUACCGAAGAGAAGAACUACGUUUGUGUCGUUUGUAGGAAAGGAUUCACCACACCCGGAUAUCUGCGGCAGCACUCCAACAUCCACACGGAUCUGAUGCCGUACGAGUGCAGCGUUUGCCAUAGGAAGUUCAACAAUAAGUACAACAUGCUGACGCACGAAAAGAAGCACUUUAUGAGGGGUGAAACGACGGAAUCCGGCAAUAUAUCGAACAUAUCGCCACAGCUACAGGAAUCUAGCCAUCCGCCGGACAUGUCACAUUAUCAAGGUUAUCCCAUGGCCUGAACAUAUGGUAGCAACGGCGGUCAGGGUUCUAUGCAUGACUAUUUUUAGGGUAAGUAGAGUUUAUAAUUAGCAGUCAGUUUUUUAUUUUUAAAUAGACAAUGUCAAAGUUUUAA